ACACACCAUCCCAUGACCACUACUAUAGAAACGGUCAGAUCCGCCAUAGAAGAGGUUGAAGAGAUUGAAAUUGCCAUUCUGAGCCGGCUACAGCGGAAUCCAAAAAUUUACGCACCAGAAUCCCGCCAUGACAGCGUCCUUUUGCGCAACACAAAGAAGCGUUCGUACAAAGAGACACUCACUCAGCAGCAUGAGGUAUCGCUCCUUCUAUCCCAGCAUGCAAAAAGAUGUGGCGUCAUCAAAGAGUUGCUCCAGGACACGCGAUCCAGCAUGCUAGCCGUGGAAAUAGCCACCUUCAAGGACUCAUCAAAUGACUUAAAGAUGUUCGAUUCGUGCAUCGCAAACAUCAAACUGCACCACGAGCGGUAUCCGAACCUCCAGGUAGAAGACUUGGCACACUUGUAUUCCAUGGGUUCGUCUGGAAUCAUCUUGUCCAACGAGACAGACGAGGCAGGGUUGAGGGCGUUGAAGAAGAGAAAGCCCAAGAUGUCGAUUCUUAGCGCCUUCGGCUCCAGUAUUGAUUUGGAUGCCUUGUUCACGGGUGAGGAGCUAUUGGGGAAGUAUGUGGACUUGUCAGAGUGCCACAAGUUGUAUUUAAACCUUCCAGGACUGACAAAGGUAUCGUAUCUUGAGUACCUUGACAGCUUCAAUGUGUUUUCCGCCUCUAAUUUUCCAAAGGACCAGCAGUACAAGUCAUAUUUAGGUACCUUGGCGGCGUACCUCAGGGGAUUCUACGACAAAGCAUACCCAUUGGAGGACGUGGGUGAAAUAUUGUCCACAAUCGAAAAAGAGUUUGAGACUCAGGCUACGACUGCCACUGCCAGUCUUCAGGAACACGAGGAUGGCAGUGUAUGGUGCGAUUCUUGCAACAAGCUGUUUGCUAAAAGGUCGGUCUACGAUGGCCAUUUAUCUGGCAAAAGGCACAAAAAAGCAGCAGCGGCGCUCGCCUCCCCAUCCAUGGAAGAUAAAAGCGGUGCUCAAGAGGUUAGAAAGUUGGAGUUUGAGAUCGUCAGAUUUUCCCAGCUUCUAGAGCCAGUAAUCAUCUCUACCAAACAGAACACCACCAGAAGACGAGCCUUGACAGAUCGUGAGCGUGCGCUUGAAAUCAUGACGCUCACCGAGACUCUUGAGGAUGAUGAAUCCGACAUUGAUGUGUCGGACAAAGAUGAAGUUGAGAAUCCAAAUAAUAUGCCACUCGGUAUCGAUGGUAAGCCAAUGCCGUUCUGGCUAUACAAGCUCCAAGGGUUGUCAAAGGGUUUUACAUGUGAGAUCUGCUGCAACGAGACCUACCGCGGCAGACGAGGUUUUGCCUCACACUUCUUCGAGCCAAGACACAUUCACGGGUUGAAGUGCUUGGGUAUCGAGCCAAGUGGAGCGUUCAAAGGAAUCACUGCGGUUGAUGAAGCUGUCAAGUUAUGGGACACGCUCAAGAAGGAGAAGAGAAAGGAGGAGGCUGAGAGAGAGGGUGCCGUGGAAGUUGAGGACCAGGACGGUAAUGUUAUUGAAGAAAGAGUGUACGAGGACUUGAAGAGACAGGGGUUGUUAUAAAUGUGACAGAAUUGAGAUAAGGAUUGUUGCCUUCUCCAGGGCUGCCUUUAGGAGUACAAAUCGAUAUUGUUGUAUCAUUAAAUAGGCAUUUCAGUAUGAGACAGUGGUUGCUCACCCCUAAGUUUUAGUACCGGUAUUGAUCGUUAAUGGCACUGUUAGACGAUAAGGAGUUUCCCAAACUCGGACAUAUUAGUGCAGGCGUCUAUCUGGUAUAUAUAGCCUUGUAAUGGUAGUAUUUCUAUAAUUGCAAGGUAGAAACCGG
Molecule: messenger RNA, 1810 nt
Organism: Babjeviella inositovora NRRL Y-12698
Lineage: Eukaryota; Fungi; Ascomycota; Pichiomycetes; Serinales
Product: SF3a splicing factor complex subunit
Exons: 1
Coding region: 13-1548 (511 amino acids)
Biological process (GO): mRNA splicing, via spliceosome
Cellular component (GO): spliceosomal complex
Molecular function (GO): RNA binding
Source: RefSeq, a predicted model, not a curated record